Molecule: messenger RNA, 2119 nt
Organism: Drosophila elegans
Lineage: Eukaryota; Metazoa; Arthropoda; Insecta; Diptera; Drosophilidae
Gene: Hr51
Product: photoreceptor-specific nuclear receptor
Exons: 10
Coding region: 341-2053 (570 amino acids)
Biological process (GO): cell differentiation; positive regulation of transcription by RNA polymerase II; anatomical structure development
Molecular function (GO): zinc ion binding; nuclear receptor activity; RNA polymerase II cis-regulatory region sequence-specific DNA binding
Source: RefSeq, a predicted model, not a curated record
GUUGGCCCGUUGGCUGGUUGGCCGACUGCUGGAGUGGACACAUCACUGUUUAGCUCCUGUCACGCUUUUAUGAUAAAUCUGAAAUCCGGAAUCUGAAAUCGUACAUCGAGACGUUAACAUCAUCGCCGCAUAGUCGCAGUGCCGUCGGUUUGGAUCGGAUUUGGUCGGUUUCAUUAGCGGAAUUCACAGGACUCCACAGUUGCCGUCGCUUUACCACGGGUUAAAAUAAUCAUGGAGCUAAGUGUGUUUUAAAAGUGUGGCUUUAAAAAAUCAAAAUAAAAGUGUUGCCUGCUGCUGAACGUUAAAAAAACCGUGAAAUUUUACAACAACAAACAACAAAAUGAAUAAAGAAGAAAACUCAUCCGAAACGCGCCCUUCAUCUCAAGAGCUCCACAGCCCCCCGCGGCAUUGCUAUACGCCCCCACCGACAUCAGUGAGCGUGGCCACGCCCUCACAACCACCGCCCCCUCAUCCCGCCGCCCCCAACGUGCCCGCUGGUCGAUUGCUGAGCUGGAACCACAGUGCCGCUGCAGCGGCCGCAGCAGCAGCAGCGGCGGCCAACUCCAUGAACCACUCGUCGGCCAGUGAGUCCUCCUCGAUGACCCGGAUUAAGGGCCAGAAUCUGGGCCUCAUCUGCGUGGUGUGCGGCGACACCAGCUCCGGAAAGCACUACGGAAUCCUCGCCUGCAAUGGCUGCUCCGGAUUCUUCAAGCGCAGUGUGCGCCGGAAACUCAUUUAUCGCUGCCAGGCGGGAACUGGACGCUGUGUGGUGGACAAAGCCCAUCGGAAUCAAUGCCAGGCCUGCAGGCUCAAGAAGUGCCUUCAAAUGGGAAUGAACAAGGAUGCCGUGCAAAAUGAGCGGCAGCCCCGCAACACGGCCACUAUUCGACCGGAGACGCUGCGGGAGAUGGAACAUGGACGGGCUCUGCGCGAGGCCGCCGUAGCCGUCGGAGUUUUCGGACCACCCGUGCUACUGUCACCGCCCUGCUACGGCUCCGGACUCCUGCCACCGCCCUCACUGGGCAGCCUGCCGACUGGACGACUGCUGCACCACAACCACCUCACCUCCUCGAUGCAGCUGGCUGCGAAUCACAUGGGCGCCGGCAGCUUUCCCAUGUUCAACGCCGCCUCCGUUCACCACUCGCCCAAGGAGAAGGCCUAUGGCAUGGAUCUGGCCAACAGCGGUAACGCCUCCCACUCCACAAACUCGAGCAGCAACCACUCCAUCGACCCGAGCUCACCGACUCCGGAAAACGGCAAGGAGAAGAACAAUGCCGGUGGCAGUGUCUCCUCCAUCAGCUCCUCCAGUCCCACGAUGGAAAAUGACAAUGAUGAUGACUCCAUAGAUGUAACCAAUGACAACGAGGAGCCGCACACUGUCAGCAGAUCGGAUUCCAGCUUCAUCAUGCCGCAGUUUAUGUCGCCCAAUUUGUAUGCCCAUCAGCACGAAACCGUUUAUGAGACAAGUGCUCGGCUGCUCUUCAUGGCCGUCAAGUGGGCCAAGAACCUGCCCAGCUUUGCGCGUCUUUCCUUUCGGGAUCAGGUUAUUUUGCUGGAGGAGUCCUGGUCCGAGCUGUUCCUGCUGAAUGCCAUCCAAUGGUGCAUCCCCUUGGAUCCCACGGGCUGUGCCCUCUUCUCGGUGGCGGAGCACUGUAACAAUCUGGAGAACAACGCCAAUGGCGACACUUGCAUCACAAAGGAAGAGCUGGCGGCGGAUGUGCGUACGCUUCACGAGAUCUUCUGCAAAUACAAGGCGGUGCUGGUUGAUCCUGCUGAAUUUGCCUGCCUCAAGGCAAUUGUUUUGUUUCGACCGGAGACACGUGGCCUCAAGGAUCCAGCGCAGAUUGAGAAUCUCCAGGAUCAGGCGCAUGUUAUGUUGUCGCAACACACAAAGACGCAGUUCACAGCCCAGAUUGCCAGAUUCGGACGACUCCUGCUCAUGCUGCCACUGCUGCGGAUGAUCAGCUCCCACAAGAUCGAGUCCAUCUACUUUCAGCGCACAAUUGGCAACACGCCCAUGGAGAAAGUGCUCUGCGACAUGUAUAAGAACUAGUUAACUCGUGUUUUAAGUUGUAACAAAUUUAAAUAAAUAUGUUUUUGUGUCUUGAAUGUUAAGUGA